AUGUCGGGAUCGGGCAGACGCGCGUCGCUGGACUAUUCGGACCUGGAGGCCGUGCGGGAGAGAGUGCAGCAGGCCGCGGCGCUCUGGGCACUCGCAGAGGACAGGGAGAGGGAGCACGGAAACCAAGCAAGUGAUACAGACGAUGAUGAUGAUGAUGAAGUCUGCAGCAGCAGCAGCAGCAGCAGCAGUGCGCGGGGGAAGCAGCAGGGGAAACUGGCAGCAGCACCGCACCAAGGUUCUGAUUCAGUUGAACAACAGCAGCGCAAGUCCAGCUCAAAGCUGGCUUCCCAGUCGCACCCACAGGGAGGAAGAGCAGCAGCAGCGGAGGGUGGGAAUCAAGGCAGAGCAAAAGGCCCGUCCCGCAGCAAAGCGGGUGCUAGAGGGUCUCUAAUUCGUCGAUGGCUAAACUUCGGCCGCUCAUAG
Messenger RNA from Closterium sp. NIES-65, 423 nucleotides. The record is from the annotation of a GenBank genome assembly. NCBI's taxonomy places the organism in Eukaryota, Viridiplantae, Streptophyta, Zygnematophyceae, Desmidiales, Closteriaceae.